Molecule: messenger RNA, 1472 nt
Organism: Paramecium sonneborni
Lineage: Eukaryota; Ciliophora; Oligohymenophorea; Peniculida; Parameciidae
Source: the annotation of a GenBank genome assembly
AUGUUUCUAAAUUUAUUAUUGACUCUAGGAGUUGCUGAUUCGAUUUUUAGCAAAGGAUAUAAAUAGAUGAGUGGAUAAAUUAAUAUAGAAACUGAUAUCUUCGACAGAAUUAAUUUGACAGUUGAUUAGAGAUUGAUAAUUACUCUUAGUAAUUAUUAUUCUCAUAAGUUGCCUUUAUUUUUGAUCUGUAGAAAAUCUCCUUCAUUUUCUAAAAUUCCUGAUUACUUUGCUAUUAAGAAGUAAGUGAUAUAUAAUAUAUUUUUACUAGCAACCAAUGUGUUACAGAUUUAAAUUCUUAUGAUUUUCAGAAAUCCUCUUAAACUAUUGUAAUCGAAUUUUAACCUUAAGAUAACAAUUAUUUGAAUAUUAUACACUUGACUAAAUCUGCAAAAGCUAACAUUCUAGUUUACUUAGAGUAAAAAAGCGAUUUUGUUAUAAAUUUUGACAUAUAAGACAAAAAUGUAUGCUAUGUGUAAAUAAUCAUAAUAUGUAGAAUAUGCUAAAAUCAAGGAAUAUGUAAAGAUGGAUAGUGUAUGUGUCCAGAAGGAUUUAUUGGUAAUGAUUGUAGCCUAAAAGUCUCAGAUUUAUCUGCAUAAUAGGAAUUGGAUCCAUUUACAAUUUAUUAUUUAAACAUAAGAGAAUAAAAUGUAAUAUUAUUAUUUAUAAAUUAAGUCAUUACGAUUUGAUUUUACUGAAAGAUGUAGUUUUACAUUUCAUUGUAUUGGUGAGAAUCCCUUUUAUUCAAGAGGUGAAUUAGAAUUCUAAUCUUAUAUUGAAAUAUUAUAAGAAGACUCUCAAAAAUGUCUAGAAUAAAUAAAUUCAUAUAAUCUAUAGUUUUCUUUACAUACAUAACCAUUAUACCUAUUUACUUCUAACAAUCAAAUUCAAAUUGCAUCUGACUCUUCAGAAAGCUCAAAUAAAAAUACUAUUGUUUAUAUUGUAACUUCAAUUGGAUUAUCAUUACUUUUAAUUAUUAUAUUUGCUUGCUUUAAAUGCAAAAAGAGUACUCCCUAAAUUAAUAGUCUUUUUGGAGUAUCAUCUUCUAUGUCUCAAAAAAUAGCACUUAUAAGAUAAAUGAAUAAAUUUAUGCCAAUUUAAACAUAUUAAGAAUUAAUUAAAAAAUUCCCAGGUUUAAGUGAUGAUUAAAGUUGCCCUAUAUGUUUAGAAAAUUAUAAAGAAGACCAUAAAAUUAGGGUAUCUUAUUGUACACACUUUUUUCAUUCAGAAUGUUUAGAUCUUUGGAUUGAAAAAAACGAAGUAUAAAAUUAUCAAAUAUUUCAUAGAUUUGUCCUACUUGUAGAUCUUCUUUAAAUUAUGAAACCCUUAAUAAAUUAACCAAUACUGAAAAUAAUGAUGAAGGAUUAUUCUAAAAUGCAUCUUCAACAAAAUAAAUUAGCAAUUAUUCUUCGCAAAAAAAAAUUAGAUUAUAUGGAGAAAACAAAUCAGCCAAUUCACCAGUAAUUACACUAUGA